AGGGUCGGAGCUCACUGCAGUUCAGUCUCCUUCAGUUCGCCCUCCAGCCGGUGCGCUUCACUGUAGCCAGUCAGCCUCGGGGAGAAGUUGAUAAAACUUACUUAAGUUGAUCGCUAGUCCAAUCUAUUAACAGAUAGAAUGGCAGUCCCCCCAUGCUAUGCUGAUCUUGGAAAAUCCGCCAAGGACAUUUUCAACAAGGGAUAUGGCUUUGGUCUGGUGAAGCUUGAUGUGAAGACAAAAUCGGCCAGUGGAGUGGAGUUCAAGACUUCUGGGUCCUCUAAUACUGACACCAGCAAAGUGGUGGGCAGUCUGGAAACCAAAUACAAGAGGUCUGAGUAUGGCCUGACCUUUACAGAGAAGUGGAACACUGACAACACCCUGGGUACAGAGAUCACCAUUGAAGAUCAGAUUGCGAAGGGGCUGAAGUUGACUUUUGAUACCACCUUCUCGCCAAACACAGGCAAGAAGAGUGGGAAAGUCAAGACUGCCUACAAACGCGAGUAUGUCAACUUGGGCUGCGAUGUUGACUUUGACUUUGCUGGCCCAACUAUCCAUGGUGCCGCAGUGGUCGGUUAUGAGGGAUGGCUUGCGGGAUACCAGAUGUCCUUUGACACAGCCAAGUCAAAGAUGACUCAGAACAACUUUGCUGUAGGCUACAAGACAGGUGACUUCCAGCUGCACACCAACGUUAAUGAUGGCUCAGAGUUUGGUGGUUCCAUCUACCAGAAAGUGAGCGAUAAGUUGGAGACAGCAGUGAACCUGGCUUGGACUGCAGGCAGCAACAGCACACGCUUCGGCAUCGCUGCCAAGUACCAACUGGACAAGGAUGCCUCCAUCAGCGCCAAAGUGAACAAUACUAGUCUUGUUGGUGUUGGAUACACACAGACCCUGAGACCAGGUGUGAAGCUGACUCUGUCUGCCCUGGUUGAUGGAAAGAGCAUCAACGCUGGUGGCCACAAGCUGGGUCUGGGGCUGGAGCUGGAAGCCUAAAGCCCAGCUCGUGCUCAUGUCAGGGACGAGGGAAUAUCAGAGGAAUCUGGCCUUAAAUCUUUCUCCAACUUAACCAGCAGGGGAAUUCUGGAUGGAAUGGGAUAUGUUCAAAGGCUACAACAAAAGCAAUCAUUUUAGUAUCCAUUGCAGUGGUGUUUAUUUUUCCCCUUCCUGGUCAUGGUGCCCAUUUUUGGUUUGUAGAUGUUCAUUUCCUCAUCUGAAUCCAGCACUGCCAUGGCAAUGAAAUACUCCAAUUGCAUCAGUGGGCAUCUGAGCCCACAUUACCUGUUCAGCAAGACGUUGGUGAUCUGGGGGAAUGUGACAAACUACAUUUCCAAUUUCACUGUUGCUAUCAUCUGAUAUUCCUUAGUCGUCUGAACACAGCUUGUGCAAACGCUUAACUCAAUUUUAAAGGUUAUACCUUCUAUUAUUUAAACACCGUUACAUGUUUUGUUUUGUUUUUUCCCUCUUCUCUUUUCCAUACACACAAGGACAUACUUAAACUGUGUUGUACCAUUUUUGCUUUGUCAGCCAUCGGGAUUGAAACAUAGUUGUACUUGAAGCCUGCCCUUAAACUAAGCAGUUUUUGGGUGGCCUAAUUGGGUUACUGUCUGAAAGUAAUGGAGCUUGAAAUAGGAAAGCAUGGCUGACUUUUUGUUUUCUGCACAGACGACUAGGUGAAGCUUGUGGUAAUGCCAAAUUGGGUACUCUGGAUGUGAUUUGAGUUUAGUACCUGAAGCGUUCAGUGUCACCUUCAUGACCCUGACUUGCUGAAGUUGUGCUUUCACAAAACCUUAGAGGUCCUUAUGUGUAUGUGUAAACUUUUCAAUAAAGUCUUUGAACUCCA
Colossoma macropomum (tambaqui) is the source of this 1837-nucleotide messenger RNA. It is a transcript of the gene vdac2, whose product is annotated as voltage-dependent anion channel 2. Gene Ontology annotation, molecular function: voltage-gated monoatomic anion channel activity. The coding region runs from base 139 to 990 and encodes 283 amino acids. Gene Ontology annotation, cellular component: mitochondrial outer membrane. The record is from RefSeq and is a predicted model, not a curated record. The transcript is spliced from 9 exons. Gene Ontology annotation, biological process: monoatomic anion transmembrane transport. Lineage: Eukaryota; Metazoa; Chordata; Actinopteri; Characiformes; Serrasalmidae.